Messenger RNA from Osmerus eperlanus (European smelt), 2867 nucleotides. Its product is annotated as dynamin-1-like protein. Gene Ontology annotation, biological process: mitochondrial fragmentation involved in apoptotic process; mitochondrial fission. NCBI's taxonomy places the organism in Eukaryota, Metazoa, Chordata, Actinopteri, Osmeriformes, Osmeridae. The transcript is spliced from 18 exons. Gene Ontology annotation, molecular function: microtubule binding; GTPase activity; GTP binding. Gene Ontology annotation, cellular component: microtubule; membrane; mitochondrion. Bases 129 to 2174 code for a protein of 681 amino acids. The record is from RefSeq and is a predicted model, not a curated record.
GUGGGCUGUUUCAAUGGUGUCUUCGGGACAUUGAAUGACUUUGUAUGACAGUGCCCGCAAUAAGGAGGACAUAAAAUAUAUUUAGAUCAUUACAUUUAGCGAAAAAAGUCUUUCUGGUCUUCUUGAACAUGGAGGCCCUAAUUCCCGUCAUAAACAAGCUUCAAGAUGUCUUCAACACAGUGGGAGCGGACAUCAUUCAGCUGCCGCAGAUCGCGGUCGUGGGCACCCAGAGCAGUGGUAAGAGUUCGGUACUGGAAAGCCUGGUUGGUCGCGACCUGCUUCCACGCGGGACCGGUGUUGUGACCCGACGGCCUCUGAUCUUGCAGCUGGUGCACGUCGACCCCGGAGAUGUCAGAAAGAGUGAUGAGAACGGCACAGAGGGUGAAGAAUGGGGGAAAUUCUUACACACCAAAAACAAGAUAUACACAGACUUUGAUGAAAUCCGGCAAGAGAUUGAAAACGAAACGGAAAGAAUCUCAGGAAACAACAAGGGGAUUAGCGAUGAGCCCAUCCACCUGAAGAUCUUCUCCCCUCACGUGGUCAACCUCACUCUGGUGGACCUGCCAGGUAUCACCAAGGUGCCAGUGGGGGACCAGCCCAAUGACAUUGAGCUUCAGAUCAAAGAUCUAAUCGUGAAGCACAUCUCCAACCCCAACUCAAUCAUCCUGGCCGUCACCGCCGCCAACACAGACAUGGCCACCUCAGAGGCACUCAAGGUGGCCCGCGAGGUCGACCUCGAUGGCAGGAGAACCCUGGCCGUGGUGACUAAGCUGGACCUGAUGGAUGCUGGGACCGAUGCCAUGGAUGUUUUGAUGGGCCGGGUCAUCCCUGUCAAACUGGGCCUCAUUGGCGUGGUCAAUCGGAGCCAGCUGGACAUCAACAACAAGAAAACCGUCGCCGAUGCCAUCCGAGAUGAACAUGCCUUCCUGCAGAAGAAGUACCCAUCUCUGGCCAACAGGAACGGAACCAAGUACCUGGCCAGGACCCUCAACAGGUUACUGAUGCACCACAUCCGGGACUGCCUCCCAGACCUGAAGACCCGGAUCAACGUGCUGGCAGCCCAGUACCAGUCCCUGCUCAACAGCUACGGAGAACCCGUGGAGGACCAGAGUGCCACACUGCUCCAGCUCAUCACCAAGUUUGCCGCCGAAUACUGCAACACCAUCGAGGGCACCGCCAAAUACAUAGAGACCGCCGAGCUGUGUGGUGGAGCCAGGAUCUGUUAUAUCUUCCACGAGACGUUUGGCCGGACGCUGGAGUCUGUGGACCCUCUGGGAGGCCUGAACACCCUGGACAUCCUGACCGCCAUCCGGAACGCCACGGGCCCCCGGCCCUCCCUGUUCGUGCCGGAGGUGUCGUUCGAGCUGCUGGUGAAGAAGCAGGUGAAGAGGCUGGAGGAGCCCAGCCUGCGCUGCGUGGAGCUGGUCCACGAGGAGAUGCAGAGGAUCAUCCAGCACUGCAGCAACUACAGCACACAGGAGCUUCUGCGGUUCCCUAAGCUCCAUGAUGCCAUCGUGGAGGUGGUGACGUCACUUCUGAGGAAGAGGCUUCCCAUCACCAACGAGAUGGUUCAUAACCUGGUUGCCAUAGAGUUGGCUUACAUCAACACCAAGCACCCGGACUUUGCUGACGCGUGUGGAGUCAUGAACAACAACAUAGAGGAGGCCCGGAGGAACAGGAUGAGAGAGUUGCCCACGUCAGUUCCCAGGGACAAGGCAUCAUCAGCUGCCCCCCCAGGAGAAGGGGAGGGGACGGGAAACUGGAGAGGCAUGCUGAAGAAGGGAGAUGAGGCUCCUUCCUCCGGACCAGGAAGCCCCUUGAAAGGAGCCGUUAACCUGCUGGACGUGCCGGUGCCUGUUGCCAGGAAGCUGUCGUCAAGGGAGCAGCGGGACUGUGAGGUCAUCGAGCGCCUCAUUAAGUCCUACUUUCUCAUCGUUCGCAAGAAUAUCCAAGACAGUGUGCCUAAGGCAGUGAUGCACUUCUUGGUGAACCACGUGAAGGACAGCCUCCAGAGCGAGCUGGUUGGUCAACUUUACAAGUCCGGCCUCCUCAACGACCUGCUGACUGAGUCGGAGGACAUGGCCCAGAGACGAAAGGAGGCUGCAGAUAUGCUGCAGGCACUGCAGAAGGCCAGCCAGGUGAUUGCCGAGAUCAGAGAGACGCAUCUGUGGUGAGGACCUGCUCUGCCAUCUUCUUAUCAUGCCUGGAAGGAGGUCCACGUUUAUUCAUCUUGUCUGAAGGACUCCAAAUUGCCAAUGUUCAAAUGCACUGUUGUUACGGUUACAUUCAAGAGUAUAUAAACUGUUAGCGUUAAGAGUCAUGGGAGGAUGUUGAUAUUGUGUAUGGGAAAGCUAAAUACUAUAUGUCUGUGAGAGACAGAAGGCUGCCUCUGUUAAAGUGCACUAUUGCGGUUCAGGUAGUAUGAACAUUUAGGAAUUAAGGACCAGAGUUUCAUGGAGGGGUUCAUUAAGGCUAAACCGUGUCAUUCUUACAAAAUGAUCCUUCAUGUAAAUGUCACUGUGUUUUGGGGGUUAUACAUCAGGGAAACCACUAGUCUGAGUUAAGUUCCAUUCCUUCAAGAAUGGGUUGUUCUCUGCGACCUACAUUAAAAGAACGCCAGCCAUGCACCCUGUAGAAAUACUACAGAACUCACUUGGCUUGAUUUCAUACGCUGUUUAUCCCACUUCAUGUAUAGAGAACACUUAAAUACUGUAAACCCACAUUGCAUUUUAUUUUUAAAUAUGCUAUUUAAAUGUGAUUAUGUCCUCAUCUUCGGUGUUUACUGUACAUGUGUGCAGCUCAUAUGUAAAAUGGUGCGCUGUGGUGCUCUGUUUGUUUUUCAUUAAAAAAGAUUUUAUUUCCCAAAA